AUGAAUUAUGAAGCUGAAAGAGCGAUGAAUCAGAAAAGGCUCAGAAUGGAGGGUGAGCCAGGCCACGGCGUUGUCCAAGGAAACGGGCUCCCGCUAAAUUACCUAGACAACGGCCACCAAAUACCAUACCAGCCAUACGCCGGUGCAUAUAAUACCCACUAUCCGCCACCGGAUGCAUUUGCAGCCUACGGGCCUCCGCCCCCAGGGGGAUAUGCUCCUCAAAAUUUAUCAUAUGCCCCACCAGCACAUCAGAACUAUGCACAUCAUCAAAGUUUUCCCCAGCAGCAAGCUCAACUUCACAUGGCACAGUCGCACAUGGUGCAAGGCUAUGCCCCGGAUGUGGGCAUCCACAAAUCUGCCUGGCCCCCACAGCCACACUUGUUACCUCCCCUUGAUGCCCAGAAACCCCUUGAUAUUAAACAAAUGAAACCAGAAAUUAAAUUAGAGCCAUCUGACUCUCAGAAAAGACCACAUCCUGAGGCAGAGAUGAUUCAACCAGGUGACUUAGAGCAACCAAAAAUAAAAAUAAAAACAGAUAUCUUUAAACCAGAUGAUAUGCGAGUUGACGACAAAUCAAGAGAAGCAUCCAUGAAGCCCCUGGAAGUCUCGAAACCAGACCAACUGGCUAAAGAUGAUGGCCUACCACGGGUAGAAUGUGAAAAGCCACCAGAAAUUGGUGUCAUAUCGGGAGAGGUGAGACCAAUUGAUCCUGGAACUCCUAUCAAGAAAUUGGAAGAAGAAAGAAAACCAUUCAGUAGUCCAGAUUUGUCCCGGGGAGGUUCUACUCCUGGAAAAAUUACACCUGGAUUAGAGCCGAAGAAACGCGGUCGUCCUAAAGGCUCGACGAACAAACCGAAGCCCCCCGGAACGCCCACUAAAGGAUCCCCCGGGGCUGCGACGGCGCUUCCUGCUGUUAGGCCUCCAGGGAUCCCCGGGGCGAGGUCGCCUGCGCCCGUGGGAAGGCCUAGGGCCGUGCCCUACCAGUACAAUGUCAGGCCGUUUAGGAAGGACUUCUCGGGGAUACAGUUCAGAAGGCGAUGGAGUGACGAUUGCCUGGAUUCCUCCCACAUACCGAACGAGGUGUACUUCGGCGACGUACCAGUGCCCCUGUCGGUCCUAUACAAUUACUAUGACGCGAAUGCCGAAAGGGAGAGGCUGGCCAGCCAAGCGGCCCACAUCGCCGCGCAGAAGGCAGCCGCUGCUAAGUUGGCUGCUGCCAAGUUACGAGGAGUCGUCAGUGGUGAGGUGACAACAGUGGAUUCAUCAUCUGAUGAUGAGUCGUCAGGGUCUUCAGGAAGUGGCUCUGAGGAAAGUGAUGAGGAUCAACCCCUAAAGCGCGGGCCUGGCCGACCGAAGGGGUCCCGGAAUUCAACGCCCAAGACCCCCGGUACCCCAGCCGUGCCUGGAACCCCAGGCUCAGGUCGCCGUGGGCGGCCCCCGGUGCCCCCAGAAUUAAGGCAGCCGGGCAUCACGGAUAUGAAGAAAUUCUGUAAGGCUGCGGGAAUUCGGUUCGACUAUAAGAAGUUGGUUGAGGGUUGCACAAAGAACAAGGAGCGAGUGGCGAAAAUGCAGGAUUUACUGGAAGCGGCCGGUCUGGAAGGAAAGCCCACUCUGGAGAAGUGUAGGGCGAUAAAACAAGCGAAAAUGGACAAAAAGGAACAAGAGAAGCAGGCCAAGAAGGAUGCGAAAGCCAAGAAGUCGGAAGAAGAUGGCACGGAGGCAGUGGCCCGAAGAAUGACCCGCGGAGCGACGGGUGUGAAGCCCCGUCAGCGCAUCGUCAUAUCGUCGGAUGAGGAAGACGGCACUCCUGCAGCGAGGAGGACGGUCUCCAAGCUGCGGUCCAGCGUCAAUGACGAGUCUGACUCGCAGUGA
Molecule: messenger RNA, 1872 nt
Organism: Pieris macdunnoughi
Lineage: Eukaryota; Metazoa; Arthropoda; Insecta; Lepidoptera; Pieridae
Source: the annotation of a GenBank genome assembly